AUGGGUAGAUUCAAGGGAAACGAUCAGCUUUUGUUUUGGUCUUUUAUGUUGAUUUUAUUGGUUGUCCUUCCGACCCUAGUUACAGCAGAAUGCACGUGUGACAAAGAAGACGAAGAUCAUGAUAGAGUAAAAGCUAUGAGGUACAAGAUAAUAGCUUUGAUAUCGAUUCUAAUUGCGAGUGCAAUUGGGUUGUGUAUUCCCCUUCUAGGCAAAGUGAUACCUGCAUUGAGUCCUGAGAAGGAUAUUUUCUUCAUGAUAAAGGCUUUUGCUGCGGGCGUGAUUUUGGCUACUGCAUUCAUCCACGUGUUACCCGAUGCUUUUGAAAAUCUGACCUCACCUUGUCUCAAGGAGCAUCCAUGGGGAGACUUUCCCUUCACUGGGUUUGUGGCAAUGUGCACUGCCAUGGGGACUCUCAUGGUGGAUACUUAUGCCACUGCUUAUUUUCAGGAGCACCAGUCAAAGGAAAUACAGAAUGAGAGUGGGGAUGUGGAGCAAGAGCGAGGGCACAUGCAUCUUCACACGCAUGCAACUCAUGGCCAUUCACAUGGCUCUGUUCAAUAUGAUGAUCAUUCAUCCCAAUCUCUUCGUCAUCAGGUCAUAUCACAGGUGUUGGAGUUGGGAAUUAUUGUUCACUCUAUCAUCAUUGGAGUUUCGUUGGGAGCUUCCGAGAGUCCUAACACGAUAAGACCACUGGUAGCCGCAUUGACUUUUCAUCAAUUCUUUGAAGGCAUGGGACUUGGAAGCUGUAUAUCUCAGGCAAAUUUUAAGAGGAUUUAUGUUAUAACGAUGGGAAUAUUCUUUGCAUUAACCACUCCAAUGGGGAUUGCGAUUGGCAUAAAUAUCACAAGUGUUUAUGAUGAAAACAGUCCAACUGCUCUUAUUGUGGAAGGAGUAUUUAACGCAGCUUCGGCGGGGAUCUUAAUCUACAUGGCACUUGUUGAUCUUCUUGCCGCAGAUUUCUUGAAUCAAAGGAUGCAACAAAGUGGUAGGCUUCGUUUAGGGGCCAAUGUUUCUCUUCUGCUUGGAGCUGGUCUGAUGUCUCUCAUAGCUAAAUGGGCUUGAGAAGAAUGUCUGUGUUUUAGUUUAGGUUAGAAGAAGUUUCGUGUUUUGGUUCACACAAUUUCUUUUAUAAUA
Vigna unguiculata (cowpea) is the source of this 1134-nucleotide messenger RNA. Its product is annotated as zinc transporter 8-like. NCBI's taxonomy places the organism in Eukaryota, Viridiplantae, Streptophyta, Magnoliopsida, Fabales, Fabaceae. Gene Ontology annotation, cellular component: plasma membrane. Gene Ontology annotation, molecular function: zinc ion transmembrane transporter activity. The record is from RefSeq and is a predicted model, not a curated record. Gene Ontology annotation, biological process: zinc ion transmembrane transport.